This is a messenger RNA of Papilio xuthus (Asian swallowtail), 1792 nucleotides long. It is a transcript of the gene mh, whose product is annotated as DNA-dependent metalloprotease SPRTN. The record is from RefSeq and is a predicted model, not a curated record. Gene Ontology annotation, molecular function: single-stranded DNA binding; metalloendopeptidase activity; polyubiquitin modification-dependent protein binding. The transcript is spliced from 3 exons. Gene Ontology annotation, biological process: DNA repair. Gene Ontology annotation, cellular component: nucleus. NCBI's taxonomy places the organism in Eukaryota, Metazoa, Arthropoda, Insecta, Lepidoptera, Papilionidae. Bases 66 to 1727 code for a protein of 553 amino acids.
AUAUUGAUAAUUAAUGUCCAUUCUCAUAUAUUGUUAUCGUCAUAACACGCGUAACAAUAGUUUAAAUGUCGACAAUGCAAACUGGAAAUGUAACUGCAAAAUUUGGCGGGAUUAGGCAAAUGAAUUUAGCAGAUCCCGAACUAGAAUUGAUAGAUCCUACUCCAGAUGUACACAGUUUGUUUUUACAUUUUGAUAAGUUAUUUUUUUGGACGAAAUUAGCGAGCAGAGUUGCGGUCCGAUGGAGCAAAAGAAUGUAUUCCUGUGCCGGCGUUUGCUCAUAUGAAUGCCGGAGCCGUUUCUGUGAUAUUGCACUUAGUGAACCAUUGCUCAAACUGCGGCCUAGGAAAGAUCUUAUUGAAACCCUACUACAUGAGAUGAUUCAUGCAUACCUCUUCGUAACCUGCAGGGACCAGGACCGAGAUGGACAUGGACCAAAUUUUAAAGAACAUAUGUACAGAAUAAAUAAAUUGGCUGGAGUUAAUAUCACUAUUUAUCAUGAUUUUCAUGAUGAGGUGGAAUUAUACCAAACACAUUGGUGGCGUUGCAACGGGCCGUGCCAGAAACAAAAGCCAUAUUUCGGUGUUGUACGUCGCUCAGCAAACCGAGCCCCCGGACCGAAUGACUAUUGGUGGAGUAGACAUCAAAAAACAUGCGGCGGUACAUUCGUUAAGAUAAAAGAACCAGCAAAAACUACAAAAACAAAAGAAACAAAGCAAAAGAAACCAAAAGAGGAUAUAACCAAAUACAUAAAUAAUAACAAAGAUUUACUAAAUAAAAAUACGCUUAUUAAACCUCCUAAGGAUAAAAAAGAUAAUAAAAAAACUAUUUUAGUUACUGAUAAUACUGAUAUACUAGUUUCUCAAGUUGAUAAACUUAAAAAUAAUGAUAAAAAUGCAAUAGAUAGUAGAAAAAGUCUUCCAUCCAAUGUUAUAGAGACGGUAAGAAAUGUAUGGACAAAUAAACAACUGCCUGGUAUUAAAAAUAUAAAUUCAAAUAAUAGUAAAAAUAAUUCCGAUACAAAAAUAGAUUUAAAUAAGCACAAAUCUAGAGAUUCAAUUAAUUCCCCACCAAAUAAAAUAAGGAAAAUAGAUGAUUAUUUUAAAAAUGUAGCCACAACUGUAUUAAAAGAUAUUUAUGGCGAAGAUUUUAAAAUUUCCGAAUCGGAAAAAGAUAAAAAAUUGAUUGCGUCCAAAAUCAAAUUAGUAGAUUGUCCGAUAUGUAAUAUCCAAGUAAACGAGGACGUAAUAAAUAGACAUUUAGACGAAUGUUUAAAUAAAGGUAUCAUAGAUAAAAUAACAAAACCAGAAAUAGCAGCAUCUAGCAAUAAAGAUAAUAAAAUAAAUUUAAAAAUAAAAAAUGAACCCAUAGACAAAAACGAACAAACUCCAUCUAGCAAUAACAAACCAAUUAAAAUUGAACCAGGUUGCAGUAAAGAUAUCAAAUCAGAAUUGACACAAAACUGUCCAUGUUGCGGUAAAACUAUUGAAAAAUCUGUACCUGAACAUUUAGACGAAUGUCUUUCAUUUUUUGAUAAUAAUAGCACAAUACCAGAGGAAGGUGCUUCUAGUUUUAUUAUGGAAACCAUAGUUCUUGAUGAUGAUGAUGAUAUUAUGGAUGAAAGUCAAACAUUUAAUGCAACAGGAACCAAAUCACCUUGUCCCUGCUGUCUUACGAUGAUUGAACAGAAUAACAUGAAUGAACAUUUAGAUAUUUGCUUAUCUUCAUAAUUGAAUUAAUAAAACACUGUUUGUAACGGAAAAGACUGAUUGUUGUAUAAAAGUGAUAUUAUGUC